This is a messenger RNA of Brassica napus (rape), 630 nucleotides long. RefSeq lists its product as uncharacterized. The transcript is spliced from 2 exons. NCBI's taxonomy places the organism in Eukaryota, Viridiplantae, Streptophyta, Magnoliopsida, Brassicales, Brassicaceae. The record is from RefSeq and is a predicted model, not a curated record. The coding region runs from base 1 to 630 and encodes 209 amino acids.
AUGAUUAAGCUGGAGACAAUCCAGACCAACAUGAAGAAGGCCUGGGACCGUCAGAAGAAGUAUGCAGAUCAAUCAAGAAGAGAGGUAACUUUUGAGAUAGGAGAUUGGGUCUAUUUGAAGGUUACUGCACAGAAAGGGAAGGACAGAUUUGGCAAGGUCGGGAAACUUGCAGUCAGGUUCAUUGGCCCGUACAAGAUCAUCGGGAAAGUUGGUGAGGUAGCUUACCAUUUGGAUCUGCCAGAGGAUAUGCGUCUACAUCCUGUAUUCCAUGUUUCCAUGCUUCGGAAACAUAUACGGGAUCCAAGUGCUGUUGAACCCGAGAGACUAGAGGAGUUGAGGACAAACCUUACGUAUCCGGAAGAACCAAUCAGAUUGGGAGAACGGCGCAUUCGGAAGCUAAAGAAUCGUGAGAUUGCUAAAGUGCAAGUAUUCUGGGGAAGACAAAACAGGAUUCAUGUUACUUGGGAGGAUGAGGCGCGAUUUAAAACUGAUCACCCAGAGUUCUUCCGAGAGGAUGUUGUGAUGGAAGAAGGAGGCCCCUCAGACCCUCAGAAUUCGAGGACGAAUUCUGUUAAGGGGGAGGAGAAUCUUGUCCGAGCUAACACAACGUCAAGUUGGGGUACGGGUUGA